Messenger RNA from Owenia fusiformis, 436 nucleotides. NCBI's taxonomy places the organism in Eukaryota, Metazoa, Annelida, Polychaeta, Sabellida, Oweniidae. The record is from the annotation of a GenBank genome assembly.
GAUUGGCCAACUCUCAAAAAACUAAACAAACUACCGAUAAGAGAGGAUGACAUAUUGAUAGCAUCAUAUAUGAGAUCAGGAACUCAUUGGACAGCUGAACUUGUGGACUUGGUGAGACACAAUGGUGACACAGAUGCCAUCAAAGCACAUAUUCAUCAAAGAUUUCAUUGCCUAGAAAUAUCAAACAAAGCAUGGAGAGGGGAGACUAAUGUACUUGAAGAUGAGGCAGAUGGUAGCUGUUAUGAUGAAGUACAGAAGAUGCAGUCUCCAAGACUACUGGUAACUCAUCAACAAACUUCAUUCAUGCCUGAUGGGGUCCUCCAGGGUAAAUGCAAGACAAUUCUUGUGUUACGAAACCCAAAGUCUGUGAUAGUCAGCAACACUUUUAUGUACAAUGCUUUUGGAACAGCCUUUACUGAGCCAAUUACAGUUGAUA